GUGAGUUACUCAGAACAGGUUAUGUUAACCGAUAUACAUACUUCUAUUAGACUAAAAAUAAAAAAAUAACUUACUGGGAUUUACUUGAGUGCCGACUGCCCGGAACGAUGCAAGUAUUUGCAUUGGUCUAAAAUGCGGAAACUUUUGAUAGUAUUGAUCGGACUGCAGCUGACUCUUAGUUCGGAGUGCUCAAUAUUACCUCAGCAUAUCAAGAAGUGCCGCUUUGGGAAUACCACUUGUAUUCGGGAUAUUGCAAAUGCGCUGAUACGUAAUUUUCCAAAGGGAAUACCUUCGGUGGGUUUGAAGCCAUUGGAUGUGGUCCAUGUGAAGGAUACGGUGCUCAUUGAUGAUCGGCAAGAGGGUGUACUUUGGUAUUUUUUUCAGCUGCUCAAUCAGAUCAAUUACGGCUUCGAGAAUACAACUAUAAUUGAUAUUAAGGGCUUCGACGAAGAUCCCACAUCAUCGAAAAUAAUAAUCAAAGGACAAAUACCCAGACUAAUAUAUAAAGGCAUAUAUAAAGCCAUGGGCCGAUUGCUUUGGAUGGUGCGAAUCAAUUCAACUGGCGAAUCUGAAUCGGAAUUCCUAAAUUUUCGUUUCGAUUUCACAUUGAAAGUGCAAACGGAAUAUCGUAAUGGUAAGCGAUAUCUGAAGAUCUAUCAACUGGUGCCCAAUGUCUAUGUGGAUCGGUGGAUACAAUGGCUGGAGAACUUUUUUCCCGAAAAUACAGACUUGACCAUUGCCAUGAAUAGAAUUUUCAAUGCGAAUUGGGUGGAGUUUUGGAAUGAACUGGAAAAGCCAAUAUUGGAAGUAUUUACGAGUGUAUUUUUGAGCAUGAUCGAAGAUAUAUUUUAUAAUGUUUCCUACGAUGAUAUGUUUCUAUCGAAUAAUGAAAAUGUGAAUUGAAACUUUACAUCGUUGAUUACUCAGCUAUACCAAAUAUAAACGAUAAAUAGAUUUAAA
Drosophila mojavensis is the source of this 960-nucleotide messenger RNA. Its product is annotated as circadian clock-controlled protein daywake. The coding region runs from base 133 to 903 and encodes 256 amino acids. NCBI's taxonomy places the organism in Eukaryota, Metazoa, Arthropoda, Insecta, Diptera, Drosophilidae. The transcript is spliced from 3 exons. The record is from RefSeq and is a predicted model, not a curated record.